Molecule: messenger RNA, 1354 nt
Organism: Pseudovirgaria hyperparasitica
Lineage: Eukaryota; Fungi; Ascomycota; Dothideomycetes; Acrospermales; Acrospermaceae
Product: DnaJ-domain-containing protein
Exons: 2
Coding region: 1-1266 (421 amino acids)
Source: RefSeq, a predicted model, not a curated record
AUGGCUCCGGUGCCGGUCACAGAGGACUAUUAUAGAAUCCUGGAAGUCGACGAGGCUGCGUCAAUCGAAGUGAUAAUCAAAGCCUACAAAAGGUUGGCGCUCAAACUACACCCGGAUCGAAACCCCAAUAAAGGCGAUGCUACUAAAGCUUUCCAGCUACUCGGACAGGCCUACGAAACACUAAAGGACACUAGCAAACGCACAGAAUACGAUAGUCUCUAUUACUCCUCGAUCAAGCGGACGGGCUCUGGACAACAGCAUGCCCAGACCUCGCGAUCGCAGACCCGCGGUGAAGCUGCGCAGAUUGCCUCGUACGUGAAGGCCCAGCAAGAACGCAAAGAACGCUGGUUGGCGCAGGAUUCCGCACUAGACUCAGUAAUCUUCGAGCUACAAAGGAGCAUACGGCAACUGGAAUCCCAGAUUAAAUACUUGAACAGCAUCGCGGCAGCUGAGGCGGCGGCAGAAGCACAGAAGAACGGCUGGACAACAUGGCUGCUAUCCCCACUGUACAAGGCAAGGGUAGAAAGCGAGGAGGAAAAAGCACGCAAGGACAGGCAGAGACAGGAGCGGAGAGUCGAAAAGGACCUGAAAGAGCGGUGGCUGACGCAGAAACGAGAAGAGAUCGAUAAACAAAAGAAUCUACGGGACAAUCUGAAGAGGGAACUUGAUCGUGCAGACAGUGCAGACCAGGAGCGGAUCCGGGUGAUCCAGGAACGGAUUCGGCUGAGAGGGAACGCCGAGAGACAACGAAGGGAGAAUGCAGAAAGAGAAAGAGCGGCCAAAGCCCGAGAACAGGAACGGAAGAGACAGCGCGAGAGAGAACAGGAACUGAAGAGACAGCGCGAGAGAGAACAGGAGCUGUUUGACCGGUAUUUGAGAGAACUGCGACAAAGAGAAAAACAACGAAUGGAGGAACAUUUGGAAAGGGAACGGAAACAGCAAGAGGAGCGCGCCCGAGAAGCCGCAGCGCAGCAGGCAAGAGCACGCCGCGAGGCGCUAUCAUUCGCAUGGGAAGAUGCAUUAUCCGGUGACAGAACGCGCAAGAAUCUUUGCGACCAUGGGGGCUGGUGGCCAAAAGUUCACGGUCGUGCAGCAUGCCCAAGAUGUUACGAAACUUGGACGUAUCUAUUACAGUGUCCGGGCUGUGUUUUGAAGGCAUGCCCACGUUGUCAGAGUACGAUUCGGCCAAGAAGGCCGAAGCACGGAUACCAUCGGGGAAUGAGAAGUCCAAGUCAAAUACCAGAUUACUUUGACGUAUGGGAUUAGCUAUGAUACUAGGACAUGUAACGGUCUUCUUGGGAGUAGGUCGGUUCUUUAUUUCUUAUAGCAAGUAGACUCGUUAGAUGGUUCUAGG